GGGCGUAUCAGGAUGCAGAUGUUUUACAACUGUUGUGCGGGCACUGCUUAAAUAUUGCUGCUACACGAUUCUAUUGUGGAGGAAGACCGUACAUUCCGUCUAGCUUUGUGUCAGUGGAGGUAAAUCGUCGAAAAUGGCAAAUGUCGACCUCGCUAAACUCGGAAAGAACUUGUUAAAGAGCGGUGAAACUGGAGAGACUGUAGAGCUCCAGUCCCUGUGGCAGGACCAGCCGGUGGUCUUGUUCUUCCUGCGCAGGUUUGGCUGUCAGGUGUGUCGGUGGAUGGCAACAGAGAUCAGCAAGCUCGAGCCGGACCUGAGAGCCAGCGGUGUAGCGCUGGUGGGGGUCGGACCAGAGGAGUUUGGGCUGAAGGAGUUCAGGGAAGGAGGGUUUUUCAAUGGAUCCAUUUAUGUUGAUGAACAUAAGAAAAGCUACAAGGAUUUGGGCUUCAAAAGAUACACAGCCUUGUCUUUGGUACCUGCUGCUUUGGGGAAGAAAGUACGAGAUGCAGCUGCAAAGGCCAAUGCUGACGGCAUCAAGGGAAACUUCUCAGGAGAUCUGCUCCAGAGUGGAGGCAUGCUCAUUGUGGCCAAAGGUGGAGAAAAGGUCCUAGUGCACUUUAUCCAGGAUUCACCAGGAGACCACAUACCUCUGGAGGAUGUUUCCAUGGCUUUGGGUAUCUCAUCCAACGCAAAAGCAGGACAGAUGCCAGUGUGCAAUGAUGAUGUUUGUACACGGUGACGACAGCUGCACAUCAUACCGCAUGAAUAUCUACGCAUCUGGCAGCUGAAAUAGAGAUUUAAAGUGGAGUGUCAGGAAAAUGCAACUGUGAUCAUAAAACUACUGCCAAUAUUUAUAAUUGCUUGUAAUUUCUGUGUUACUGCCUCGUAAUAUGUAAUUGUAUUAUCUACAGUGAACGCAACGUGGACAUUCCUUAUCAUUAAAGUUGAAUUGUAUGUGCUUUUUUGAAAGUGAA
Messenger RNA from Cyclopterus lumpus (lumpfish), 974 nucleotides. RefSeq names its product peroxiredoxin like 2B (gene prxl2b). The record is from RefSeq and is a predicted model, not a curated record. The transcript is spliced from 7 exons. NCBI's taxonomy places the organism in Eukaryota, Metazoa, Chordata, Actinopteri, Perciformes, Cyclopteridae. Bases 134 to 739 code for a protein of 201 amino acids.